This is a messenger RNA of Anguilla anguilla (European eel), 1537 nucleotides long. RefSeq names its product protein ALP1-like. The transcript has 4 exons. The coding region runs from base 849 to 1460 and encodes 203 amino acids. The record is from RefSeq and is a predicted model, not a curated record. NCBI's taxonomy places the organism in Eukaryota, Metazoa, Chordata, Actinopteri, Anguilliformes, Anguillidae.
AAACAUGUCAGCUGGAUAUGUCAGUAGCACUAAUUACAACAUCCACAGCAACAAGUUCGACAGUUAUUUCUUUCUUGGAAGAAUCUGAUGAAAUUGCAUCAUCUUCAGUGUCUUUGUCCUCAGAAGAGGAAGAAAAGAUCCCUUGCAAGAAGAAGCAGAAGAAAAAGAAGCAUGCUUCUGACAAAAUGGAACACCAUCGCAGUAGGAGUAAGCACAGGCAUGGUGGAUCUUUUCCAGCCAUGCGGUGCAACCUAAUAAGGAGUGAGAGUUUGCUCUAGCACCUCCGGAUUGUCUCCUGCAUGCUUGUCCUCCAGGAGUGAGGCACUGGAGUCGCCUUAAGGCUCGUACAUACUUUCUGCAUUCUGCGUCCGCGUACAGCUGCGGACUCGUACUGGUCGCGCAGACGCGGUUCAAUUCAUACUACAAUUGAGGGUCCGCGUCGUUCUGGUGUUCCAAGCAUGCGCAUUUCCGCAUUGGAAAAAAAUGGCGACUUCACGACAGCAAGAAGAGCUCCUGUGUUUAUUGUUUUUGGCUGAACAGCAAGAAGAAGGCAAAAAGAGAAAAUAUAAUGUGCGACCGCUUAACGAGAAUAGGACCUGGGACGGGGAAUACAGUACAUUGGUGCAAGAGAUGAGAAGCAUCGACGAGGAGAAGCAUCACCAGUACUUUUGGAUGCCGGCCUCAAAGUUCGAUUAACUGGUGUGUCGCAUUGUCCCUCAUAUCGAGCACAAAAAAACACACAGGGCUCCUGUGGAUGUAGCUGAAAGGCUGGCUGUGACUUUGGCUUUUUAGCUUCAGAAUCUUCCCAGCAAAGUAUAGUGGCAAGUUACAGAUUAGGCUGUAGCACCAUGUCACUGAUUAUUCCUGAGGUGUGCCAAGCUUUAUGGAGUAGCCUGCAGCCGGAGUUUGUUGCCUUCCCCUCCCAAGCACAGUGGGCGGACAUAGCACAAGAUUUCUGGAUGAUUUGGAACUUUCCACUGUGUUUGGGCGCCAUCGAUGGAAAGCAUGUGCAAAUCAAAGCACCUCCAAAGUCCGGCAGCGACUACUUCAACUACAAACGGACCCACUCCAUUGUUCUCAUGGCUGCAUGUGAUGCACAUUACCGCUUCACGAUGGUGGACGUGGGGGCCUACGGUCGUGAAAGUGAUGGUGGCAUAUUCAAAGAGAGUGUUUUCGGUUCGAGGCUCAUCGAUGGAACACUGCCGAUACCACCACCAACCACCCUGCCAGGCACAGAUGUCAUCAAUCCACAUACCUUUGUGGGAGAUGCUGCUUUCCCACUGCAUCCAAAUCUGAUGCGUCCAUACCCAGGCUCCAACCUCACCAUAGAGCAACAGACCUACAACUACCGCCAUUGCCGGGCACGAAGGAUAAUAGAGACGCUUUUGGUAUCCUGGCUUCACGGUGGAGGGUGUUUGGUCGUCCAAUGGAGUGCAGCCCAGAGAACACUGUGCAUGUGAAGGCUUAUGUUUCUCUACACAACUUCCUGACAUGUACUGACACAGCAAAUUCAGCAACCACAAGAUACAUCCCUGCC